AUGGAUGAGAAAGCAAAGAAUGGAAGGCUCGAAAGAGAGAUUAAACGAGUGAAUGAUGAAAAUGCAAAGAUGAGACAGCAAUUGCAAGUGUUAACGGCGGAGAACAAAGAAAAGGAAUUGGUACAGCAAAAACUCUUCGGUCAACGCAAGGAGUACCCAUGGUGUGAGCCCGACGGUCAGCCGCAAAUUUUACUACGGUUCUACAUAGAAUAUCUUGAGGCAAAAUACAAAAAACCGAUCACCAAGGUGCCAUUAGAUGAGAACGAGGAAACUGCA
Messenger RNA from Mesorhabditis belari, 276 nucleotides. Lineage: Eukaryota; Metazoa; Nematoda; Chromadorea; Rhabditida; Rhabditidae. The record is from the annotation of a GenBank genome assembly.